This is a messenger RNA of Brassica rapa (field mustard), 3613 nucleotides long. RefSeq names its product histone-lysine N-methyltransferase ATXR6-like. Lineage: Eukaryota; Viridiplantae; Streptophyta; Magnoliopsida; Brassicales; Brassicaceae. The record is from RefSeq and is a predicted model, not a curated record. Gene Ontology annotation, molecular function: protein binding.
AAUGUAAUCGAAAACCGUAAUAAUGGCGCUAAAUUAAACCCGGUUGGAUGAAAACCAAUUUAAACCGGGAUUUAAUCGUAAACCGUUACAGUGGCGCCAAAUUAAACCCGGUUAUUGUUUUUCCCCGCGAAAAACUCGUUGAAACAGAGAUUUAUCACCCCUCUCUCUCUCUCUCUCUCUCUCUCUCUCGUGAGAAUGGUGGUGUCGCGGCGGAGGAGAACUCAGGUGACCAACCUUAGAUCCAUGGCGGAUGAUUCUGAUUCGGAAUUGGAUACGGUCUGCGAGGAAUGCAGCUCAGGGAAACAACCAGCGAAGCUGCUUCUUUGCGACAAAUGCGACAAAGGGUUUCAUCUGUUCUGUCUCAGACCGAUUCUAGUUUCGGUUCCUAAAGGCUCUUGGUUCUGCCCCUCGUGUUCUAAACACCAGAACCUUAAAGCUUUCCCUCUUGUUCAGACCAAACUCCUAGACUUCUUUCGGAUUAAACGGUCCUCUUCAGACGCAUCUUACAUCUCAUGUUCUCCUCCAGAUAAUAUUGGGAAGAAAAGGAAAAGGACAAGCUUGGUGAUGUCAAAGAAGAAGAGGAAGCUUCUUCCAUACAACCCAACCGUUGAUCCUCAAAGAAGACUCGAGCAAAUGGCCUCUCUAGCCACUGCGUUGAGAGCAUCCAACACUGAGUUCAGCAACAAGCUCACUUAUGUACAUAGCAAGGCUCUAAGAUCUGCAAACAAAGCUGUCCUUGAGAAAGGAGGCAUGCAGGUUCUGUCUAAACAAGAUGCAGAGACAUUAGCCUUGUGCAAGAACAUGAUGGUUCGUGGUGAAUGUCCACCUCUUAUGGUCGUCUUUGAUCCUUAUGAAGGGUUCACAGUAGAGGCUGAUAGGUGUAUUAAAGACUUGACUAUAAUCACAGAGUAUGUUGGUGAUGUUGAUUAUCUGAGCAACAGAGAAAAUAACUAUGAUGGAGACAGCAUGAUGACUCUCCUCCAUGCCUCUGAUCCUUCGCAAUGCCUCGUUAUUUGCCCUGACAAACGCAGUAACAUCGCACGUUUCAUCAGCGGCAUCAACAACCACACUCCAGAAGGGAGGAAGAAGCAGAACCUGAAGUGUGUGAGGUUCAACAUCAACGGAGAAGCUAGGGUUCUUCUCGUAGCUAAUAGAGAUAUUUCUAAAGGGGAGCGAUUGUAUUAUGACUACAACGGAUAUGAACAUGAAUAUCCAACUGAAAAUUUUGUAUAACCCUAAAAGUAUACAUAUAAACUUGUUCAGCAAGAAACCAAAAUGGUGUCUGGUCUUCUUGUCUUCCCAUGAAUCAAGCCUUAUUUUUCACAAGUUGUACCACAACAACGCUGUUAAAUUAUCUUUCUAUACUUUUAUUUAAAAUUAUAUAAGAAUAAUUAUUAUGAAAUCAAUCAUUAUUUUUUAUUCUAUUUUGGCAAUUUUCCCUUUUUAAAAUUGGUUUAUGUGGUCAUAGUCGGAAUGUGUGCAAAUCGGUUAAAAAAUGAUUUUUUUCUAAAAAAAAUAGUUUUUUUUUUAAAGUGAUUUUUUUGAAACAGUUCUUUUAACAUUGAUUGCUUCAACAUUGAGUAUCUUAUUUCUAAACUAAAUAUAGAAUGAUGCAAAAAAAAAUUAUAGAAAAUGAUUUUGACUAUAUAAUUAAUCUCGUAAUGAAUUUUAUUUAAAUAAAAAGAAACAUGGAUAUUUUUACAAGUAAAAAAUGGUUCCGGCAACAUUCGAACUGGUACUUGUGUUCCAAGCAAACUUUGCGGCCAAAAUUCAGAUCACCGUUGGUGAUUCUAUGUCCAAAAGAGGGUGGUUGUCGUCUCUACAACCCAGAAAAAGACAUGGUUUACGUGGCGAAGAGUGACCUUUCGGGGUAUCAAUUCCUAGGAAACUCACGUAAGUGGUUUUUUGUGGUAGAUUCUAGAUCUGAUCUCUACAUCAUAGACGCCACGAGAGGAUGCUACUCCCACGUCUAGAGACACUCAAAGGUGGCACUCAUGUGAUUAAGCGUAUAAUGGCCCUCACGAACUAAUGAAUUUUUGGUCGAGAAAAAUUCUACACGGCCAGUUUGAAAUUGGUUCGACCGGAACUAAAAAUAAAAAUCGACCCGGUAAACUAAUGUCUCGACGGAACUGUUUUGUGGUCGAGUCUUAAAUAUUUUGGUCGAAUUUUUAUUAAGCUGGACGAGAUUUUCCGAGGGCAAAACAAGAACCAAAGAGAAGGAACAUUUGGUUAAAAUUUUAUUUAAAAUUAUCGACCAACUUCUAAAUAGUUUUUGAACUAAGUUAUGCCCUCCACCAGCCUACUUGUGCACUUAUUCAGUCACAUGUUAUGCACAUGCCUACUUGCCUAGCAUUUUCAGUAGGCACAUGACAAUCACAAUCUACCUGCUUGCCUUGUUUCUUAGGUUGUCAUGUGACAAACACAUGAAAGGGCUAGAGUUUCUUUAGGGUAAGGACAUGACAGCAACUUAUGCUGAGAGUGCUGAAGCAGCUGGUGAGCUGUCCACACUCAGCCUAACUUUGUCCUAAGUGAAAUCAUCACCUAAAGCAAGCUCACUUCAUAUUUAACCCUUUCCAGCUGUUUUCCACGUCCUGAAAUCUAAAGAAAAAUCAAGAGAGUUUCAGAAAUUUUAAGAGAGAAAGAAGAAGAGAAAACUGAAAAAAAUUCAGAAACUAAAAUCAAGAGAAAAAGUAUGGUUGAAUCUUUGGUAAAGUUCAUCCAUCAGUUGUUUCAGUCUGUUAUUGAGAGUAAGAUCAGACGGUGAGACUUUUAAAUAAAACCCUAGACCUAGUUCAGUUCAGAUCAUGAUCAAACCCACAUCUCUCUUUCUGUUCAGUUCAGCCGCAAGCUAACCUUGGAGAAGAGGAUCAGCUGAGACCAUCUAGUCCUUUGGUUCGUCUUGGUAAGCUUUGGUCUCCUUGCUUCAGUCAAUAUCUGAUCAGAACAGUUCAUGGCUAUCUUAGAUCUUGGUCGGAUCAGUUGUAUAAGUUGUGAUACAGUUCAGUUAUUGUUUAGUUUCAGUUUGAAUCCAUCUCUUAAAACAUUUAGCUAAGCUGUUAUGGAUUGAUUGGAGUUAAACCGAACUGAACUCAAUCUGAUAUUGUCCUGAACUGUUGUUAACUGAAUAUAACUGAGCUGAUCUGAUCUUGUAUGAGAAGAACCGAGCUUGAACUGAAUUGAUUUAAGUUGUUUAACGUUAACCGAAUUGUCGGAUUGUUGAUGUUCUGAACCGAACCUUGCUCUGUUUUGAUCAGCUAAGGUGUGGAGCUUUACUAGUCCAACUCUGUCCAUUCAGUCUCUUGGUAAGCCACAAUCAAGUGAGUCGGAUGAGUUGUUGAGUUAAUCAUAGUAACCGAUCAGAACCUUGUCCACUCUUAGGUCCAUUCAGCUUUGUUCAAGAGGAACUCAAGUCUUGUUCAAGCCAGUUUCAAGACUGUUUUUUAGGUGAGUCUAGACAGAUGAUGAGAUAGAUCAUGAAUGAGUACAUGAUUGAGUUUAAUUGUAAUAUCUUAAUUAGAUAGUAAAGUCUUUGAAUCCUUUAAGAAGUGUAUGGUGUUUACUUAGUGAAAACACUUACACUUAAAGAAUAAUGAAAAUGUUAUAGUGAGGUUAA